AUGCCACGCUCUCUAUCAUUUGUGGCACUAUCUAUGAAGAGGAUAGAACACACCAGUCCCAUAAUGACAUUUAUAAUUGUACAUUCUAUCUACCCCAUAGCCAAAACCACCAUUUACAACAAAAAUUACCAUAAAACUGGUUUAGAAUCGUGUAUAAAGAAACUCAGUUAAUUGAUACAUUCUGUGAAAAUGUGCAUCCUACUUGUGUGUGGAAAUGCGCUCAUGGUCUUGUUAUGAUCUCUUACUGAGCUCUUAGAAAAAUUCCCAGAUUGGGUUGUUUGCACAGCUCCUCAUCGUUAUACCUGAAAUGCAACAUACAGGGAAAAACAGAAAACAGCUCACUUCAAUUUCAUGUUGGAAAGACUUUCUCGUAGGACACUGAAUUCAUUGGGAAACCAUUCGCACCAGCACAUUAUCAGAUCAAAAUUAUUGAACUGCAAUGUUUGUAAUGCUAGGUUAGCUGGACAGUUUGAACAGAAAGGAAUUAUUGAAUUUUCUCAAGAUGUUAGCAGCUCUUGUAAGCACGAAAAACGGAAUGAACCGCAAAAUUUUAUAAACCAAGGAAGCACUCUGGCAGGUUCCUAUACAUAUUAUACCUUAUUGCAAGAUUGUAUAAGCAUGAAAUCUUUGGAAGAUGGAAAAAUUGUUCAUUCCCACAUGAUCAAAGCUGGCCAUAACCAAGAAGUAUUUGCUCAAAAUAGCCUUAUUAAUAUGUAUGCAAAAUGUGGAAGUUUGACAGGUGCAUGCCAAGUGUUCGACAAAAUGUCUGAUAGAAAUGCAUUCUCAUGGGCUUCAAUGACUGCAGCAUAUGUUCAGACGAGGCAGUUUAAAGAGGCCUUGAAGCUAUUUUCUGCCAUGCAACGGUCUGGCAUACACCCAAAUGAAUUUGUUUUUUCAAGCGUUUUAAAGGCAUGCUCAUGCGUAGAAGCUCUAGAGGUAGGAAAUCAGUUUUUUGCAUACAUUAUAAAAAUUGGAUGCCAGUCCAGUUCUUUUGUGGGAAAUGCACUUAUUGACUUGUAUGGCAAAUGUGGAAGGUUUAAGAACGCACGCCAUCUAUUUGACAAAAUGAUUAACCGAAAUUUAGUUUCAUGGAAUUCUAUGAUUACAGGAUAUGCCCGAGGUGGGUUGUAUGAAGAGGCUCUAGAAUUCUUUGGGUACAUGAAAAAAGAAGAUUUGGAUUGGGACUGUACCACCUUGGCCACAGUUGUGGGAGUAUGUGCAAAUCUCGAAGCAUUUGAACUGGGGUACGCUCAACAUGGCAAUGCUGAGAAAACUCUGAAACUCUUCCCUGAAAUGCUUUCAGCGGGGACGAAGGCUGAUGAGUACACCUUUUCCAUUGUUCUUAGUGUAUGUGGAGCACUUGCAGCUCUCGAACAUGGGAAGCAACUCCACAAUCACAGCUUGAAAACUGGAUUUCUGUCUCACAUACUGGUAGGAAAUGCUCUUGUUGACAUGUAUGCUAAAAGUGGAAGCAUAGUGAAAGGACGCAAAGCUUUUGACGAAAUGACUCAGCUUGAUGUUGUUUCUUGGAAUUCUAUCAUUGCAGGCCAUGCCCAUCAUGGAUAUGGCAAAGAAGCCAUCCAACUCUUUGAGCAAAUGCAACAGGCAAAUGUGGUACCCAAUCACAUUACCUUUGUUGCUGUCCUAUCUGCUUGCUGUCGUGAAGGCCUUGUCAGUGAAGGACGCUUCUACUUCAAUUACAUGACUAAUCAUGGUAUUGCACCUCACAUGGAGCAUUACACCUGUAUGAUUGGGCUACUUGGACGUACUGGACAUCUGGAUAAGGCAGAAGAACUUAUUAACCAUAUGCCAUUUGAACCCGAUUUUGUGGCUUGGCGCACAUUGCUCGGUGCCUGCAGAAACCAUGGUAAUAUUCGGCUAGGAAAGCAUGUUGCAGAUUGUAUUUGGAAGAUAAAACCACAGGACCCUGGAACUUAUGUGUUGCUGUCAAACAUAUAUGCUGAAGCAGGGAGGUGGGAUCAUGCUGCAGAUGUGAGAAAACUGAUGAAAGACAGGGGAGUGAGAAAGGAGCCAGGUGUAAGCUGGAUUGAGGUGAAAAACAGAGUUCAUGUUUUUACUGUAGAAGACAGAAAACAUCCGCAAACAAAGGAGAUCUAUGCAAAGCUAAAGGAACUUACAGAGCAGAUGAAGAAGGAAGGAUAUGCACCCGACAUGACCUCUAUGCUGCUUGAUUUUGAACAGUAAUAGAUUCAGCAAUCUCUGCCUUGUUAGUGAGUAAAUUGCCAUUGUUAUCGCUCUUUUGAGUAUCCUUUCUUGAAUAUUUAUUAAAUUAACCAAAAGUAUCUUUCAUAAA
Cryptomeria japonica (Japanese cedar) is the source of this 2314-nucleotide messenger RNA. Its product is annotated as putative pentatricopeptide repeat-containing protein At1g68930. Gene Ontology annotation, molecular function: protein binding; RNA binding. Bases 352 to 2205 code for a protein of 617 amino acids. Gene Ontology annotation, biological process: RNA modification. The transcript has 2 exons. The record is from RefSeq and is a predicted model, not a curated record. Lineage: Eukaryota; Viridiplantae; Streptophyta; Pinopsida; Cupressales; Cupressaceae.